AUGAAUCCCGACGAUAAACUUAUCAAGCCCAAUUUCAGACAUCGCUUCGCAAGGAGCUUUAAGGAAAAAUUCAGAUCAAGUGAUAAGAAGAAGCCUGAGCCAUCACAGAAAAAAGUUCAUACCCUUGCCAGCUCCACUGCUGCUACCAAAAAACAAGAUCAGAUUGACCGAAAUGACACAACUGCAAACGAAGUUAGGCCGCCUAAAUUGCAAGCUAAGCUCGACCUAUGGCAAGAAGCAUUGGACAAAGCCCAGCAGUCCGCAGACUGGAAAGCUCACAAAAGUGAAUAUGAUGAAGCGAUUCUGGAGUGUCAAGGCAACAACCAAAACAUUUUGAAUAAGAGUGGCACCGAAAACAAAAAAUCCACGAGCUUAGCUGACGCCAUAUCCGAGCACUUGGUCUCACUCCAGGAGAAAGUUCUAGGAAGACAGUGGAAAUACAAGGAAGGUUCAGGCCAUGAAAGUUUUUAUUUUCGAGAUGUCAUAAAACGCAUCGUUCAAUGGGUGAAAGUUUUCAAGGACCCCGGCAACCAGCUGGCUGCUCUCGAUCCUACCAAAGCUGCAGCGUUAGUUUGGGGAUUCGUGCAAUUCUUCGUCGAAAGAGCUGUCGUAUACAAUGAAAUCAGGGACAUGGCAAUUGAUCAAGAGCCAAUUGCGAAUUUGAUAACCCGGUAUGCUCUGAUUGAAAACUUGUAUCUCAACAUGUCUGGAACCCCAGAUGAGGUUGAUGAGGCAGUCAAAAGCAAGAUAGUGUCAUUAUACACAGCAGUCAUUCUCUACCAAAUGGCUAUCUACAAUUUCUGGAAGCAAGGCAAAAUUACACAUGGCAUACAAAGUCUAGUGCCUAACAAACUCAAAGAAAUGUCGAGUACGAUCCAGAAAAAGUCGGCAGAAGUUGAGGCAAUAUUGCAUAGUAGUGACAGAAAGGUGCUACUCGAACUACUCGAAGACAUCAAUCUCAAAGUCUCAAAGCCAAUUGCCCAGAUCGGCAGUCAGAUGCAACAGGUUUUGGAUGUGGCUUUGAACAUUGAUAGAGAUAGAUACUCGAGUGUCUUGAAUUGGGUUUCGCCAAUAUUGCACAUGGAUCAUCAUCAGGAAUAUAAACCCCUGGGUGGGACUGGGGAAUGGAUCCUUGAUCACUCGGAUUGGAAAAAAUGGCGGCAGUCCCAGAAAUCGAGACUUUUUUGGCUCCGUGGCAAAAUGGGUGCAGGAAAGUCUAAUUUGGUGUUUAUCAUCAUAUCUCAUUUACUCAAAAUCUGCACGAAUGACCAGGAGCGUACAGCAUUCUUCUAUAUCAAUAAUACCCGUCGGGUGGAACAUACCAAAUCCGCAGAGACGAUUUUGAGAUCCCUACUCAAACAGCUCGCAAUUCAGGAUAAUGAGCUCCUGCUGCAGCCCGUUGUUGCAAAAUAUGACAUGCUUCGAGAUAUCUCUAGUCUCCAUAAAGAGGAUUGCAUCACGCUGCUUACUGAUAUCAUUAGCGAAUUUCGACAGACGAAUAUCAUAAUCGAUGGUUUUGACGAGCUUGAGGAUGAUGAUGUUCGAUCGGACUUAUUAGUCUCUUUGAAACAAAUACUUGAUGGGUUACAGGGUGCAGUGGCAAAGAUUUUUAUAUCGAGCCGAGAUCACGUCAACAUACACGAUCUCUUACAUAAAACUUUUCCUCAUCGCGCUGAAAUCGUUGUUGCAAGGAACAAUUAUGAAGACAUUAAGAAGUUCAUUACAAGUCGUGUGCAGGAUGUAGAGGACACGCUUUCUAAACCAAUCCCGGAGGAUAUAAAGCGUGACAUGGAGUCAAUCUUAGAGGAAAGAUCAGACGGAAUGUUCCUCUGGGUGCACCUGUCCCUGAAGUAUAUCAUGGGAAUGAAGGCUAAAAACCCCGCCACGUUUGUUGAAGAUUUGAAAACGGUACCUUCAGAUCUCAAAGAAGCCUAUGAAAAGCUGUACAAUUCCCUGCUUCAGGGACAAAACCGUGAGAGAAUAGGUAUCAUUCAAAAGAUAUUUUGCUUUCUCCUGUACGGAUAUCACGAUGAAAUCUUUAAGGCCUCUGCGUUUCUUUCGGCAAUUAACUACAAGGCCACAUUAAAGCUAUCUGCAAAAGACAUUCUGGAUUUAUGUUCCACAUUCAUUGAGUUGGAUCCAGAGACCCGAAAUUUUAGAAUAAUUCACUUUUCUGUGAAAGAGUUUCUUCAGACCUUGGUAGAAUAUGAGUUUCAACAUGCAAAUGCUAUAAUUGCCGCUGAUUGUGUCUCUUACUUAAAUGACCAAAGUGGACGUCGCAGUCCGUCAGACUAUUAUGUGAGAGGCCGGCGCCGGGUCAGAGGCGGUCAGAAAUACAACUUCAAAUCUUAUGGGACUGAGUCUUGGAUGAUUCAUUGUUCUCAGGCGGGUAGUUUGAGACAGAAAUCGCCGCUUGUGGAGAUAUUAUCCGAAUUCUGGUCUUCUAAGACGCACGGGAAAGUAACCCCUUUCGAAGCAUGGGCAUAUUCAAUGAACUACUACGAACCUGCAAGCCAAGAUUCUUUUACCCAUAUAUUAACCGGAGGCCAAGGAUCGUUAUUUAUUGGUUCGGAGCCAACAGCUUUUUUCCUAGCCUGUCAGUAUGACCUCCGAGAGACAGUAGAAAGCUAUUUGUGCAAAGGUUGGGAUAUAAAUCUCACAGAUGAUCUUCUCGGACCAGGGCUUUCACAUGCAUGCAUUGGCAAUCAUAUGGAGCUCGUCUCUUAUUUACUUUCUCAUGGAGCAAAAAUAUUAACCGAUAAAUUUGAACAAUCACCACUUUGCGCGGCUAUUAGAGCUCAGCGACCAGAUAUUCUUCGUUUGUUCUUACAGCAUACUAGUUUGCCAACUGUAGAACCUUUACUGGAAGUGGCUCUGGGGAAAGGGAAUGAGGUAAGGGGAAUAUAUCAUAAGCUCGAUUCGCAGGCCAACAGCCGAGUAUUAAACUUGUUGCUCGACUAUUCAUCGGAUUUCCAGUAUUCGGACAUGUUAUUAAGAUUAAUAUUCAGUGGAGGACCUCGGAUCCUCAAACUGCUUCUCGAACGAAAUUCUUCAUUAUCCGUAACAACCGACACCCUCGAAUGUCUUUUCACUUCUGAGACUGAAUCUUGGUCCAAUACUCGAUUGUGUCUCGAUUUAUUACUUCCGCUAAAUCCCGAUUUGGUAAAAUCCCGGUCGUUGCUAAUUGCUCUUCAAAAAUAUGAUGGAAACAAGCCUUCUGAAUUAGCCCAAUACAUUGUCGAAGAUUUGAACUCAUCAGAUCCUUCAUCUUUGAUAUCCGAACUGGCCCUGAGGGCCGCAAUGCAAAACGAUACAAACAAAAUUCCUUUUAUCGAGUUCUUGCUCCAAAAAGCCCCGGCUUUGAAAAUAUCGGACGAAACGAUAUUAUGGACAAUUGGAAAUUAUUGGCUUAGAGAGGAGGACGAUGUGAUCAAAACCCUGCUCCAACACGACCCCACUAUUCGAAAUUUCUCUAUUUCAGAUUUUGAGAAGGCAUAUGACAAUUAUUAUCUAGAUUUUGGCGAGUUUAUGGCGAGCGAUUUCAUGGCAGUUCUCCUAAGAUACUGCCCCGAAGUGGCUAUCGGUCAGGAGUUAUUUACCGUAGCCAUAGGAAGUUACCAACAACCAAGCCUUAGCGGACUUAAACUUCUACUUUCCUGUAACCCGAGUAUUAGAUUGACCUGGCAGUUGGUGGGAAACAUACAUUCAGAUGCCGCGGAUCAGGUAGUAGACGAGAUCUUAUGUUCGAGCAACCUUGUGGAAAUUACAGAUGAUAUAUUACGGGCAGCUCUAGGUAAUCAUUAUCUCCGCUACAUUGAUCACAUAUCACCGAUUAUAGUCAACUUGCUAUCUAAAGCGCUAGAAUCAUUGGAAUUAUCGAAUGAAACUGUCUACCAAGCCUGUGAAUCUCGGGCGUGGAUCAUGGAACAAGUGCUUGAUCGUUGGCCAAACGCACCUUUGUCAGAGAAAGCUCUGGUGGCCGCAUUAAGCGAUAAACAAAAAUUCGAUAUCCUUAUGGAAAAAAGACCUUCGAUAACAAUCUCUGCUGAGGUCAUUGAAACUCUAUACAAGGAAAAUCGUGGCUCGGACAACACAAUAAGUACUAUAUUGAAGGUCUUGGAGUUACAGCCAAAAACUACAAUCACGGAAAAACUGCUCGAGACAGUUUCUUUCAAAUAUUUUGCAGCUGACGAGGGACUGCAUUGUCAGUUGUUCGAUAUACUUCUACGACGUAUUUUUCACGCAAGUUUGACGGAUCGUGCCGUUCGGCGUUCCAUGGUACAUGGGUCCUCUCUCGCUCAGCUUACGUUAGAAGCACGACCAGAUUUGAUACUCAGUGCCUCCUGUUUUGGCAGCAUCUGUUCUCAACUUUCCGAUGAAAACACAGAGUACCAGAUUAUCUUACAUCAACUGUUGAAACGAUUGAGCAGCCCUGGACUGGAUGAAAAGGGAAUGCUAGAAUUCAUCCCAGAAUGCACGCCAACGGCACUUAUAGCAGUUCUGUCAAGCAAACCUGGCAAACCUGAUGCGAUAGUGACAGAAAGCGCCAUCAAUACUCUUUUGAAGGAAGUUUCUAUCAAGCCAUACUUAAAAGGUACUCAGUUGUGGUUUCGCGACCCUGGAGAUGAGGCGUUCAAUAUGUUACUGGAUCGAUCGGGUUUGCCGGAGUCUUCACGACGAUUAUUAUUGUCUGAUUUUCAGGAGUUAAAGAGGAAGGACUAA
Molecule: messenger RNA, 4722 nt
Organism: Botrytis deweyae
Lineage: Eukaryota; Fungi; Ascomycota; Leotiomycetes; Helotiales; Sclerotiniaceae
Exons: 4
Coding region: 1-4722 (1573 amino acids)
Molecular function (GO): protein binding
Source: RefSeq, a predicted model, not a curated record